AUGGCUGACCGCAUAGGAGAAUCUGAAGAUAACACCACUCCACAGUCUUCCUCUUCUUCCAAACCGUAUUUGUACUUCUCAAUAGAAAAUAUAUUGAGCAAUGAGACGUUUGGGUCUCAAAAGAAAACCCGAAAGGAGUCCCCACAGAAGAAUGGAAGUCCCACAAUGGAGAAUAUAGGAAAGUCCUCGAUGCAAACGUUAUUCAUGCGUCUGCCUUGGCUCGCCUAUACCCGGUACUGUCCCCCGAAGAUUCCACGUAAGUAACCGUUUUAUUUUUUCAAGCGGAUGAACAUUUUUCUUCCUUUUUUCCUUCUCUAUUUUUUCAGUCUUUUGUUCUUUUCAGUUGUUGUGCACAUAUGCACUUAUGAGACUGUAAGGGAAGUAAAUGUUUUUUUUAUAUAUGUAAUCCGCGUCUUCGUAUCCUGCACUCUUAAGUUAAUCAAAGGGGUUCCCUACUCGAAGAACUCAUGGUUUGUUUAAAGUAUGUAGAUAUGACUAGCUUUUUGCCAGUAAACUCUUUUGUACACGUGGAUACAUUCACACACCAUAUCCUUCAGGUUCGAUAACCUUUGAGCGUAAUCGCUUCUGUAAUCCCUCAAGGCGCUUACGCGUACCAGCAAAUCUACUUGCAAACAUGAGCAAAAAACUUUUUCUUUGUCAAACAUGCCUAUUAUUUUGAUAGCUUUCUGCAGUAGGCCAUAUUAGUUACAUCCAUUUUUUUUGGUUUCCCUUAAUGUAUCUUAGUUCUAAUACGUUUGUUUAGCUCCUUUUUCGUUUAGGUAAAACUGACUAACAUCAGAGGUUUUUUUCUUCACAAACCGCAACUCAUUAGCAGAAGACAACAAAAUAGGGCAUGUUGACCUUUUUUUCCUCGGCUGAAUUGAUAAAUAGUGCUAACUCUUGAUUCUGUAGACAAAAACCAUUGGUGUCACCAUUAAAGUGAAACCUUUUUGACAGUACUUUUGCAUGGCAACAUUUGUUUUACAGUAUUUUGAAAAAUAAAUUGAACAUUUUUCUUUAACUGUUUUGUGGGGCACUCUAUGGAGCAAAGCGUGCACCUUCAGUCAAGGACUCGGGUUCGUUGGAUAGCGAAAUGUUCAACAGUUUACAAAUGACUGUUGUGGCCAUGAAAACACUUUCUUGAAAAUAACGAGGUCUUUUGUUCUAGCACGACCGAAAAAGUCCCGAAUUUCUUUAGCUAAGUUCUUCUGGUGUUGGGGAUAUAAUUGCAGAGAAAAUAGAUGUACAUGUCACAAGAUCGGGUUCUCUUUUCGGAGAAAUAUGUCUUAGGAAUCGUCCAAACGAAUUACCGAUGUAAUGUAUACUAGUAUGAACCUGGGGGGUGGACGACACUAGUUCCCCACUUACCAAUAACUGGUUAUAAAAGCACAAAAAUUGGCUUACCUUGUAAGUGGGAACCGCGAUUUGUGAUUAUCAAACAGUCAAAUUCGCAUUUGUAUUAAGUAUGCAAUAUAUUUUAACGAGAUUAUUCGCGGUGAAAUUAGCCACCAAUUAUAAUCGCCUUUUUUACUGCAAUAUGUACGAAACCCAUAAAACAUAAAUCAUAGUAGCCUUUUCACUCCUAUAGGGAAAACAAAUCAAUUUUUUUCUGUAAAAUCCUUAGCGAUGAAUAGCACUAUACAAAAGUUCUGUUAAAGAGGUUUUAUUUAAAUGAUAACACCAUAGGAUUUCGUCCACAGAUGUAAAAGUUGGAGAAGCAAAUAACCGCUUUGAGCCAAGCAGUGAAAGGUUUAAGAAAACCUGUCUAGGAUGUUUUGCAAAGAGGAGUGUCUCCCUUUGUCAGAAGUGAUUCGGUACUUCAUUUUUGUUUUUCUGUUCGUUGAAGGAGUGCCUUUAUGAUUUCCUGUCUCCAACAAAACCCUCUAUUGAAAUGGUCUCAAGCCCUUAAUCCUUUUUAUUGCUUUUUAUUAUCGGCAAACUGUGUCUAAGAGGUAAUUUUUGUUUAGGCUAAUUUUGUCCAAAGUCCUCUCGCCAUUCAGUUGGGAAAAGUGACAACUGAAGGGUGUAUACUGAAAAUCUGUUUUUGUACAUCUAUACGCCUUUUAUAACUAAUCCACAGUCCAAAGUUCACCCGCUCCAAGUUCCCCAUUGAGGCUAACUUGUACGUAUGCAAAAUGAACGAAACAUUGAAGUUGAUGUUUUUUUCAUCUCCGGUUCCAUAAGAACGUAGACUUAUCAAUCGUUCUUUUAAAAUGAAAAUAGGGUUGAUGAUAAUAGGUAAAAGUGGGUUUACAUGAAUUUCUUUAGUGAGGACUGUGUCGGUCAAAAAUAGUUCUAAGCAGUUUGCCCCUGUUUUGCUAUAAUAUAUAAUGUAUUAGAAAUAGAGACGUUCUGACAAUUUUGCACUUGGCCAUCUCUGCUGGUAGUCCAAUACCCAGCGCUACCCGUCAAUUUUCCCAAAAGGUUAUAAAUUUCAUUACAUCUGUUCGAUCAUUAAAACCAGACGCACUAAACCCUACACAGGGACCGCCUCUACCCACUAGACUGAAACACAAUAGAGGUACAGCCGCAGAACACGUGUUAUCAUAUAGUUUACCACGCUUUCACUCAGUUCAUGAUACGAAGCUUAUUCUGAUUAAGGAAUCACCUUGGCGUUUUAUUUGGGUAUCUAAUAUAGCAUUACUUCUAAAAAUUCAAAGGUAGUUCAACUCUUACGAUGUUUUACAAUCUCUUUGAAGCGCACGAUCAAGUUUCACACAAACUAGUCCUCACGACAAAAAUAAAGAAAGAGACAAUCAAAGCAAAACAAUCUAGAAAAAGGAGUGUUUUUAAUUUUUGAGCUCGCGAUACUCUGCCCUGUUUGAAACACAAACCUUCUACACGGACUGAAAAAUGGUAUAUUAGCUUGCUUUGUCUCUGGAGAAAGAAAGCUCUCAAAUUUUCUCUAAAUUGAACCUGCUUAACACGGACACCCCGUCAGCGUUCUUACUGACGGGACCUGUCCGUACAGUUAAAGGGGAAAAAGAAAAGUUCUCGUCUUGUUAAAGCACGAUAAGUUAGUAAUCUCUACAGACUCUAUCCACAGGCGGCCCAAGCUCAUUUCAUGAACGCGGACGUGACUCUUGCUUGCGAGCGGUGUUGUGUUACAAACGGUUAUUUACAAAGGUUUGUAUGGGAUGCAAACGGUUUUUCUUAAAAGAGAUAAAAAAUGUUAUGUUUUUAAAUAAAAUCGACGUACCUUAUUGCCUUGUUGUAUUCUUUGUUGUUUGCCCGCGUCUCAGGCCGUUUUGAAGCGUUUUCGGCGAGUUAGCGCUAUUUUGGUGUAAGGUACGUCGAUUUUAUUUAAAAACAUAACAUUUUUUAUCUCUUUUAAGAAAAACCGUUUGCAUCCCAUACAAACCUUUGUAAAUAACCGUUUGUAACACAACACCGCUCGCAAGCAAGAGUCACGUCCGCGUUCAUGAAAUGAGCUUGGGCCGCCUGUGCUCUAUCCCAAUCUUCCUUCAUCUUGCUUCUUUAUAAUUUCCUCUAGUCAUUAUGUCGUUAUUGUUUUUUAAUCUCAGUGAAACUUUGCCAGUCAGCCUGGAAACGCCUUUUUAAAAUAAUUUAGUUGAGUACCCCUGACAUGAAGCACUAAUGUACUCCUUAAUGUAAAGUUUUAAAAUCUAUUCCUUUCUUCAGGAUCCAAACCAAGAAAAGGGACUCGCAAACAUAAACUCGACAGAAAUCCACGAAUUCCGUUUUCGUCCACGCAACUAGCCUCCUUGGAAGCCAAGUUUCUUCAAACCCAGUAUCUCUCGGGCUCAGAAGUCCGUGACUUGUCAAACAGCCUCAGAGUUACCGAACACAGAGUAAAGAUUUGGUUUCAGAACAGGAGAGCACGUGAAAAAAAGAACCAAGCAAUGGGCGUGGUCACUUCUGGGCCAACACGGUGUUAAACCGGGACAACAUGUAGAUAAUGAAUGAAGUACAGGAAGAGGCAUGUAAAGACAAAUUUAAUUGCGCACAAGUAAAUGAAGCAUAUUAUCAUGCAUUGUCGAUGCAAGGAUCGUUUUCUGUAAGUUCAUCGUCUGUCUUUUUUUUACUGUCUGUUACCUUGUUUCCGGUUAAAGUGGCUUUCUCAAUUCAAUGGCUAGUUGUGCGGCAUGACUCUUCUACAUAUCUUUGUGCCUCAGUUCUUGUUCCAGCAUCUGUUAUUGACUAAAUCAACAGAAAAACAAGUUGCAUGUAGCAGGCGAAAGUAUGGUCAAAGAGGUUUUAAUUUAACAGUCGGAGACUGUGUCUUGCGAGGGUCAGACAUAAAGACGUUGAUCCCUCAUGACGGAGGUCCUUGUUGUGAGAUGUUUGCGUUUCCCCUUGUAAAUUACUACCCCUGGCUGUUUUUAAAAUACAUGCCAACUGUGAAAUACGCCUUGUGGGGUACAAGAAAGUAAUAUUUUAAUGUUUUCGCAGCUAUUCGAGGUAUUCAGUUGAUAGGUUCGAAGGUUUAACUAUGCACAACAGCUUACGAAAUCCAUGGUGAAAUAUUCAAUGUUUUAAUAUAACAAAUUCGUGACAGCAGAUAAGGAAGGUAUAAAAAUGUAUAUCAAUAAUAAAUAGGUAGUAAACUAUUACAGAUAAUAUUAGACUGAAGCACUUGUAACCGCGUUUGUUGGAGACGUUUUCACAGUUACACCUUAAUUAGCUUGAAUGCCCG
Messenger RNA from Porites lobata, 4657 nucleotides. NCBI's taxonomy places the organism in Eukaryota, Metazoa, Cnidaria, Anthozoa, Scleractinia, Poritidae. The record is from the annotation of a GenBank genome assembly.